Pseudogymnoascus destructans is the source of this 3404-nucleotide messenger RNA. RefSeq names its product Glutaminyl-tRNA synthetase (gene GLN4). The coding region runs from base 584 to 2461 and encodes 625 amino acids. Gene Ontology annotation, cellular component: cytosol; cytoplasm. The transcript has 2 exons. Gene Ontology annotation, molecular function: glutamine-tRNA ligase activity; ATP binding. Lineage: Eukaryota; Fungi; Ascomycota; Leotiomycetes; Thelebolales; Thelebolaceae. Gene Ontology annotation, biological process: glutaminyl-tRNA aminoacylation; translation. The record is from RefSeq and is a predicted model, not a curated record.
GUCGGUUGGCAGAUGAGACCGCGCGUCUUAACACACGCAACUUCCUACACUAACGCGAAACCGAUAACCUACGAUCAAUAAUACAAACACGACGAGCACAGAGCAAAGGGAAACGGCCAGUUUAAUGGGCAAAUUUCAUAUUACUACAGAGGAAUUACGCUCCUAAGUCAUUCGGCCUCCCCCACUAUCCCGGUUACGCCGUUUACGCCAUGACUUACGUUAACACGUUUGAGUACGGAAACCUUAUUAAGCCCUAAUGCUUUUUGUUGGACUCCUAAAGCAGUUUCAGUAAGCUUAGUAUCAAGUUCAAGCGCGCGCGUUUGCACUUAUUUACUGCAACACUUACGCCACGAGAACACUUACGCCACAACUUACGUUAUCGAGCGACAAGGCUGAAGCGCGGGGCAAUGAGAUCGUCGGAACAUUUCUGAGUCAACAAACGAGGGGUCCCACCGAUAAAGCAAGUCAACGUCGCUCAAAAACAAAAAUCUCACAACAGGUGUCGCAAACUACUUUGUGUUGUCAGCACGCAUUUUUGGUACAACAACACACGUCGUAACGAUUAUACCGAGCUAUUGACGUCAUGGCGGACGCAAUUACAGAAGGAGCAGCGAAACUCCAGCUCGAUGAGGAGACGGGCGAUAUGGUCUCGAAGGGCGAGCUGAAGAAGAGAGUAGCAAAGCGGGCAAAGAAAGCAGCGACAGCUAAGGCAAAGAGUGAAGCUCCUCCAAAGGCAGCAGCAGCUCCAAAACCCGCCGCCGAAAGGAAGGAGGACGUCCCAGUCGACAUCAACGCCAUCUUCAAAGAAGGAUUUCUCGACCGUGUCUACAAGGAGCGCCCCGUAAAAGAUGUCUACACUCGUUUCCCACCUGAGCCAAACGGAUACCUCCACAUUGGACACGCAAAAGCUAUCGCUAUCAACUUUGGAUUUGCGCGUUUCCACGGAGGCCAAUGCAAUCUGCGUUUCGACGAUACGAACCCCGAGGCCGAGGAGGAGGUCUACUUCACCGCGAUCAAAGAGAUAAUUUCAUGGCUAGGCUUCACACCCGCAAAGAUCACCCACUCGAGCGAUAACUUUGAGCGCCUAUACGAACUCGCUGAAGAGCUCAUCCGCCGCGAGAAAGCCUACGUGUGCCACUGCUCCGACACAGAGAUCAAGCUCCAGCGUGGCGACGAAGGCAAGCGUCCGCGUUACCGCUGUGAGCACGCCGAGCGCGACAUCGAAACUAACCUUACCGAGUUCCGCGCCAUGCGCGCCGGCAAGUAUGCGCCCAAGACCGCCUUCCUACGCAUGAAGCAGGACAUCACAGAUGGCAACCCACAAAUGUGGGAUCUAGCCGCCUACCGCGUUCUCAACGCAGAGCACCACCGCACUGGGGAUGCAUGGAAGAUCUACCCCACCUACGACUUUACGCACGGUCUCUGCGAUUCCUUCGAGGGCAUCUCCCACUCCCUCUGCACGACCGAGUUCAUCCAAUCCCGCGUCUCCUACGAAUGGCUCAACAAGUCCCUCGAAGUGUACGAGCCCAUGCAGCGCGAGUAUGGCCGUCUCAGCAUCUCCGGCACCGUCCUCUCCAAGCGCAAGAUCGCGCGCCUCGUCAACGAAGGCGUUGUGCGCGGCUGGAACGAUCCGAGGCUGUACACCCUGAUCGGCAUCCGCAGGCGCGGUGUCCCCCCCGGAGCCAUCCUCGAGUUCGUCAACGAGCUCGGCGUCACGACAGCAGGAACCACCAUCCAACUUGCGCGCUUCGACCAGACCGUGCGACGCUACCUCGAGCGCUCCGUCCCACGUCUAAUGCUCGUCCUGACCCCCCUCCGCGUCGAGAUCAGCGACGCCGAGCCCACCGACCUCGUCAUCCCCUUCUCCCCCAAAGACGCCGCGAUGGGCACACACACCCUCCACCUCACGAAGACGGUGUUCAUAGAUGCCUCCGACUUCCGAACCGAGGACAGCAAGGGGUACUUCCGCCUCGCGCCUGGAAAGUCCGUUGGGCUGCUUCAGCUCCCCUUCCCUAUCAAAUGCACAUCCUUCACCCUCGCCGAGGACGGAAAGACAGUCUCCUCCGUCUCGGCUGAAUACGACCGCAGCGGCGCGAAGCCGAAAACUUAUAUCCAGUGGGUCCCCGAGGACUCGCGCAAGGUGGAGGUGAGGAUGUAUAACCAGCUCUUCAAGAGCGAGAAGCCGGAUGAGGUCGAGGGCGGGUUCAUGAAGGAUGUUAACCCGGAGAGCGAGACGAUUUAUGCGGAUGCGCUUGUGGAGCCGGGGUUUGAGGAGGUGAGGAAGCGGGCGCCGUGGCCGGAGGCGAAGGAGACUGGGGAGAGCAAGUUGGGUGAUGGGGGGGCGGAGACGGUGAGGUUUCAGGGGAUGAGGGUCGCAUACUUCGCCAUGGACAGCGACAGCACGCCCGACCACACUAUCCUAAACCGCAUCGUCUCUCUCAAAGAAGACGCCGGGAAAUAAACCGCUUCAUCCUGCGCCACCCUCUCUCUCCUCCCCUCCUCCCCUCGCUUUACACCCAACCCUUCCCCGACUACUCAACACUGCCACUCCCCUCCUCACCAUCCUUAUCGCCACUGUGGGGUGCUAGCAGUACCACACAACACCACCCAAACGGCCGCGCAUGAACCCGUGCAACCCCACAUGUGCGCACCCGCUUCUACGAUACAUCAAUCUUCAGCCCUCCCGCUACCUUGCUACAGUGCAGUAACGUCACAAGCUGACGCUGACGCAUGAGAGAGGGGCCGUCCGUUUGUUCACUCCUCCUUGUUUAUUCGUUCGCGUUGGCUGGUGGGAAGGGCUGGGGCUGGGGGUCUGUGUGCGUGUGCGUAUGCGUAUGCGUUUGGCGAUUUCGUUCGGCUGUGCUGGGUUGGUUGGGUGAGCGAAGUGGCCGAGGAGCGAGGUGGCGGAGGAGUGGAUAGGGUAGGGGUGUGGUGUGGUGUGGUGUAUGUUGCAUUCCUUUCCAUCUAUCCAUCUAUCAAUCAACUACGGUAUCCAGUAUCCAUCUCCUGUUGUGGCCGACUGACCGCCGGAAAGCAGCGAUCAUUGUCUUUAUGGCUUCCGCCCCGGUGAUGUCUCAGUGUACGAUUCCUGUCUCCACUCGCGCCUCUUCGCCGUUCCUGUCACCGUUCUGCAUCGCAUCGCAUUACUAGCUGUCUUGUCACUGGCACUGGCAUCGGAAUCUGCAUGUCGGUGUACCCACACAUACCUCCUUCCAAAUCAUCACUUACAUUCCCAUCCACACACAUCUACACAUCCGUCUACAUCUAUACAGGGACAGACGCAGAAACCCCUCACACCCCUUCACAACCCACAGAUAUCAAAGGUUACAGACAGUAGAGUAGAGAGUAGAGUAGUAACCAGACAUUAAUAUUCUAAUCAAACACACGCCCUCGCAAGCGAGGUG